CCCGCGGGCGGCGCUGCAAAUUCUGAAGGAUAACAGAUUCUGAAACGUCGGGACGGGACCCGCGCGGGGCGGGGGCAUCCGCGCGACGAUCACCUCCCGGGGGGCGGCGUUUCGGCCCAGCUCGCGCCCCCUCUCCCGGAGUCUCAAUCAUGUCACCUCAACCGCGGGAAAAAAGGCACUGACGAGCCAUGGGCGAGCGGUCCCCUCCGGCUGGCCGGCGGACCCGGCUCACCUCGUCGCUGAUGCUGGGGCAGCGUGUCCGGGAGGUCACCUUAGACCGGGAACGGGGGGUCUUGGCCUGGCGGGACCCGGAGCCCCGGCCGCGCAGGGGACGAGCUGCAAAGGAAAUGGUUUUGUGGAGAAGGCAAAGAGAGAGUUGUGCUGUGCCCACUUCUGAGAUCAUUGCUGUUGAGGAAACAGAAAUUGAUAAGAAACAAUCUAGUACUGGGAAAUGGCAAAAAAUGACAAAACCACAUGCAUUCACAGUGUACCAUGUGAAGAGGGCACGACAUCACUGCUGGCAGUGCAAUGAAGUGACAUUCUGGUGCAUUGAUGAGCAUCUUUGCAAUCGUUGGAUACGUGCACUAAAAGAAUUACUUGAUUUGCAAACCUGUAGACCAAAGCACUUGCUUGUAUAUAUUAAUCCGUAUGGAGGAAAACAUCAAGGAGAAAAGAUAUAUCAGCAAAAAGUAGCUCCCCUGUUUAGCCUGGCUUCCAUCACCACUGAUGUUAUAGUGACUGAACGUGCCAAUCAUGCUAAGGAUAAUUUAUUUGAAGUUAAUCUAGAGAAAUAUGAUGGCGUCAUUUGUGUUGGUGGGGACGGAAUGUUCAGCGAAGUGAUGCAUGGCCUGAUCGGAAGAACCCAGAAGGAUUAUGGCAUAGACCAAAAUAAUCCCAAAGCACCAUUAGUCCAAUGCAAUAUCAGGAUUGGCAUAAUCCCUGCAGGUUCAACAGACUGCAUAUGCUAUGCAACAGUUGGUAUCAAUGAUCCAGUAACAUCAGCAUUACAUAUCAUUGUCGGAGAUACUCAACCUCUGGAUGUCUCUUCAGUACAUCGCAAUAAUAUAUUUCUAAAGUACUGUGUAUCGCUAUUGGGGUAUGGUUUUUAUGGAGAUGUAUUAAAAGACAGUGAAGCGAAACGCUGGAUGGGCCCAGUCAGAUAUGACUACUCAGGUUUCAAGACUUUUCUCUCUCAUCAUUAUUAUGAGGGAACGGUAUCCCUUUUACCAGCAGCACACACUGUGGGAUCUCCGAGAGAUAAAAAAUACUGCAGAACUGGGUGCCGCAUUUGCAAACAAAGUAAACAACAGCUGGAGAAAGAGCAUCGGAAGUAUGGAACAGAGAUUAAAGGGGACGAAGAAGGAGAGUGGAAGGUUAUUAGAGGGAAGUUUCUAGCCAUCAAUGCAGCAAACAUCAGUUGUGCUUGUCCACGGAGUCCAAAAGGCCUUUCACCAGCUGCUCACUUGGCAGAUGGCUCUGCAGAUCUCAUUCUGGUUCGCAAAUGUUCCCGCUUGAAUUUUCUGAGGUACCUUGUAAGGCAUACUAACCAGGAUGAUCAGUUUGACUUCAGCUUUGUGGAGGUUUAUCGGAUCAAGAAGUUUCAGUUCACAUCCAAGAAUUUCGAAGAUGGUGACCAUGAUACCAAGCAUAUGAGGAAAAAACACUUUGGGCAGUUCUGCCGGGAUCACCCGGCCUGUUGCUGUGUCCUUCCCAACAGCACCUGGAACUGUGAUGGAGAAACUCUGGAUAGUUCAGCCAUUGAAGUCAAGGUCCACUGUCAAUUAAUGAAGCUCUUCGCAAGAGGAAUAGAAAAAUCCAAAUGUGAAGCAAAAUACAUGCAGCUUACCUGAGUAAUUAGCUCAGCCCUCCAUGAAACGUGAGCAACAGACAGCAGCUGCCUAGACAAUUAAGCAUUUCAGGCACAUGAAUAAACGUUUUAAAGCUGAA
Molecule: messenger RNA, 1947 nt
Organism: Pogona vitticeps (central bearded dragon)
Lineage: Eukaryota; Metazoa; Chordata; Lepidosauria; Squamata; Agamidae
Gene: CERK
Product: ceramide kinase
Biological process (GO): ceramide metabolic process; phosphorylation
Molecular function (GO): ceramide kinase activity
Source: RefSeq, a predicted model, not a curated record